AGUGUGGGAAAUUGAGGCCUAUUGUUUCCCUGUUGUGCUACGAAGGCAGCAUAAGAAUUCUAUUUUCGCUUUUGAAUUCGGUUUGUUUCGUUGGAAGCGAACUUGAGCUUCUCUUCAAGUAAAUACGGCAAUACGUGGAAAAGAAAACCGACGAUACAAUUUUCCAACAGCUGUGCCUACGUAUUGAACCUGACGACCAUUUUUGUGUGCUUUCGUUUUGUUUUUGAACUACUGACUUUCUUUCGAAUUUCCUCUCUCGUAUUUUCGAAGCCUGCGCCAGGAAUGAUGUCAUGUUGGAAUGGUAGGAUGUUGAAAUGUACCUUAGUACCCCAUUUUCCUCUUUUCUAUCCUUGCGACAGUCUUCGACUUUCGCCUCUCACUUCUUUUUCGAGUCCCGCCCACCCGAGCCCGCACCGCCCCGCUUUGGAGGCGGACUUUGAAAAGGAGUCUGCCACUUCGUAUGUAUAUAUCCCGCGUGAAAAAGAUGUAAAAUGAAAAAUAUGGUAAAUUCGCUUUCUGGAAAGAUAUGCCCUCAACCGAGGAGGAAGACACGAUGGUGUCGGGCAAACACCGUUAAUGUAUGCAUACCCCAAAACGGGCCAUCAACAAUAGUUUUCCCUUUUCCUUUCCUCCCCUUCUCCAUCUCUACACGUGAAAACAUGAAGCAUUAUUCUCAUUGUUUUCUAAAUAUUAAAGGUUCUUAAUGGCCGACAAUGCAUCACCUUCAAUAGUUCGACAGUAUUUCGAGCACCCUCCGCGUAGUCAUCUCUACCGCGGCUCACCUACUGGGGCUUCUCUGAUCCUCUCCGGGUCCCCCACGGAUGCAAUUCCUGGCCGAAGGAAGACAGGCGAGUGCGACGGUAUCGACGCUGGUGAAGGUGACGCGGCGGGUUCCUCAACGCGGAGGCCCAGCCAGGAUGGUACGAGCGGCCUCCGGGAGGCCGGCGAGGGUGCCGGAGAAGAAAGUGGAGACGCUGAUCCGCGGAGGGCGCUCUCCACGUUGCUGCUUACUGGUCUCAUGUACACCGUCACCAUUAGCGGUGCGUACGGUAUCGAGGAGUCGGUGAUGGGGGGCGGCGUGAUGCUGACGAUCAUCUCCGUCGUGGUGAUCCCUGUCGUUGUAGGCGGGCCAACGGCGCUCGUGGUGGCCGAGCUCGCGUCUGCGGUGCCUUCGAAUGCUGGUUUUUUGAUGUGGAUCAAGCUGUCGUUCCACCGGACUGUGUACUUCGCCAUGGCCAUACUCUCUCUCUUCUACAUUGCGACGGACAACGCCCUCUACCCCACAAUGUUCUCCGAGUACACGUGCACCGCGGUGGAGUGCAGCACGGCCGGAGCGAUCUCUCUGCGGCUGGGCAUGCUCACGUUGACUUUCCUUCUUAACAUGUUUGGCGUCGAGACGGUCGGUGUGGCCAGCGUCGUGCUCACUGUUCUGACGGUAGUGCCGUUUGUGCUCAUGUUUUUGAAGCAGCAGCUCGACAGCCACUUUUACGUGAACUGGCCAGCAGUGACGUAUGUGCCGACGGAUUCGAUGAACUGGCCGAUGUUUCUGGCCACUGCAUCGUGGUGUCUCUCGGGGUUGGAGCAGGCGGGCAGUGUGGUGGAGGAUAUCAAGGACCCACAGCGUACAAUCAUCGGCUCCCUCAUUCCGUUGAUGGGGCUCGCCUUCAUCACGUACAUCCCCCCGAUCAUCACCGGGGCGAGCGUGUCGCACGGCGCGAUUGACCUUUCGCAGUGGACGACGGGGUAUUGGGCUGAGGUGUCGUACCAGGUCGGCGGCACCCCCCUCAAGGUGAUCACCGUCGCGGGGAGCGUCCUCUCCGCGUUUGGGCUAACGCUCUCCGCACUCUGCACCUCCACGCGCAUCUUGUCCGGCAUGGCGCUCACGGAGGCCUUCCCUGGCAGGGUGAGUGAAUGGCUGUCGUUCCGCAGCGCACGCUAUGGUACCUAUCCGUGGACGCUCAUCCUCAACACGGCGCUCACCGCGGUGUUUUCGUCGGUGCUGACCUUCGGUGCGUUGGUGAAGAUAGAUCAAUGCCUCUACGGCAUUCGUGUUAUCGUGAUCUUAAUCUCCUUUUAUCGUAUCCGGCACUUGUACCCACACCUACAGCGGCCAUUCCGUAUUCCACUCGAUGGGUGGAAGCUGCACGCGAUGAUGGGCGUCGCCACCGCGUCGUAUGUCGUGCUGACUGUCGUUUCCGCCUGGGAGGUGGAGGUUGCCAUUUUGUGUACCGUUGUGGUCGCGGUGGCUUUCGUGGCGGCUUUUCUGUACUGCCACUUUUACCGUCAACACGACUUUCUGGGCCGCGUGGUGACCGAGUUUGCGGUGGAUUCGUGUGAGGACGACGCUGCCCCGUCCACGCAUACGCAGCCGGCUGGGGAACCAGCGAGGCAUAACGUGCCAGAAGGACAGAAGUCGGCGAAGGCGGAAGCGAGAGAACAAGCGGAUUAG
Leptomonas pyrrhocoris is the source of this 2449-nucleotide messenger RNA. Its product is annotated as putative amino acid permease/transporter. The record is from RefSeq and is a predicted model, not a curated record. Gene Ontology annotation, molecular function: transmembrane transporter activity. Gene Ontology annotation, biological process: transmembrane transport. NCBI's taxonomy places the organism in Eukaryota, Euglenozoa, Kinetoplastea, Trypanosomatida, Trypanosomatidae. The transcript has a single exon. Gene Ontology annotation, cellular component: membrane. The coding region runs from base 704 to 2449 and encodes 581 amino acids.